AUGCCGCUGAAGGCCAGUUGCCUCCUUCUUCUCUCCUGCCUCUUGCUCUGCUCAGCAGAUCAAUAUCAGCUGGAGGCAGAGAGAAUCAUGAACACGACUCCUGUCAUAGAUGGGCACAACGACUUGCCUUGGCAGUUGCUAAAGAAAUUCAACAAUCAGCUGUCCUUGGAGUCUGCAAACCUGACCCACCUGCAAGACACUCACACUAACAUCCAGAAGCUGCGUCUUGGACAUGUGGGAGCACAGUUCUGGGCAGCCUAUGUGCCCUGUGAUACCCAGAACAAAGAUGCUGUCAAGCGAACCCUGGAGCAGAUUGAUGUCAUCCACCGCAUGUGCCACCAAUACCCAGAUGACUUUGAGUGUGUCACGGACAGUGCAGGUAUCCAGAAUGCUUUCCGCAGCAGAAGGGUGGCUAGUCUGAUUGGUGUGGAGGGCGGCCACUCCAUUGACAGCAGCCUGGCUGUCCUGCGCACCUUCUACCAGCUGGGGGUGCGCUACAUGACCCUCACCCACAGCUGCAACACACCCUGGGCUGAUAACUGGCUGGUGGACACUGAUGAGGAGGAGGCAGUUCACAAUGGCUUGACUGGAUUUGGGAAGCGCCUGAUCAGGGAGAUGAACCGGCUGGGAAUUAUGGUCGACUUGGCUCACGUCUCUGUGAAGACGAUGAAGGAUGCUUUGAGUAUCUCCAGAGCGCCCGUGAUAUUCAGCCACUCCUCAGCCUACGCAAUCUGCAAAAACCGGCGCAACGUGCCAGACGAUGUCCUCAGCCAAGUGAAAGAGACCCACAGCCUCGUGAUGGUGAACUUCUAUAAUGACUACGUGUCCUGUAGCUCCAAAGCCAACAUUUCUCAGGUGGCAGAACACAUGGACUACAUAAAGAGAAUUGCUGGAGCAGAGGCUGUUGGCUUUGGAGGAGAUUACGAUGGCGUUUCCAGAGUCCCACUCGGCUUGGAAGACGUCUCCAAAUACCCAGACUUGGUUGCAGAGCUGCUGAGGAGAAAGUGGACGGAGCAGGACGUCAGAGGAGCCCUGGCCAACAAUCUCCUGCGGGUCUUCCAGAAAGUGGAGGAGGUGCGGGACAUGAUGGCUCCCGAAGACAUCACUCCCGACGAUGUGCCUAUUGCAUUUCAGGACCUGGAGGGCACAUGCCGAACGCGCUAUGGGUACCCUGACAAUGGGGAACGUCUCCAACUGCUGCCUGCUGUCCUCGCACUCUCUGUCCUCCUCAAGUUGCUCUUGUAGAAGCCCCGACACCUCCUGCCUCGAUGACCUCUUGGAAUCCUACCAGGCAACUGAAAGUUCGCCCUGGAGAUUGGGCUCUUGCUGCACCCCGCCUACCACUCCCAGAAGCCUUUGUAAAUUCAACUCAAAUAUCAAUGGGAGCAUUUCCAGCUUCUCUUCCCUGCCUGGCAGCUUUGCCCCCCGGUUACCCCACUCCAGGGAACUGGAGAGCCAUGGGACAUGUCUCCCCACGCCCAUCAAACUCUCUGCAGCCAAUCAGUCCCCACAGACUUGCAAGAGCAUGC
This is a messenger RNA of Rhineura floridana, 1529 nucleotides long. It is a transcript of the gene DPEP1, whose product is annotated as dipeptidase 1. The transcript is spliced from 10 exons. Lineage: Eukaryota; Metazoa; Chordata; Lepidosauria; Squamata; Rhineuridae. Gene Ontology annotation, biological process: proteolysis. The coding region runs from base 1 to 1245 and encodes 414 amino acids. The record is from RefSeq and is a predicted model, not a curated record. Gene Ontology annotation, molecular function: metallodipeptidase activity.